This is a messenger RNA of Pantherophis guttatus, 4499 nucleotides long. It is a transcript of the gene NPHS2, whose product is annotated as NPHS2 stomatin family member, podocin. NCBI's taxonomy places the organism in Eukaryota, Metazoa, Chordata, Lepidosauria, Squamata, Colubridae. Gene Ontology annotation, cellular component: plasma membrane. The record is from RefSeq and is a predicted model, not a curated record.
CUGGCCUAGUGGCACAGAUUUCUAAUUACAAAGGAAUCCAAGUGAGGAAGAAAAACAUGGAUUAUUGCCUCCUUAAAUUCACUUUUUCUUCUUUCUCACAUCAGCAUUUCAGAAUGAGUAGUACUAACAGCACUGAUUUUAAAAAAAACAACUAAUCUUACACAUGGACAGUGGAAUCUCGAUGUAAUGGAAAUAGCAAGAAUGAAUGAAUUGUAGUUCUAAUCCUGAACAGAAAGACUUCAUCCCACUCAAAUAUUUUGCACAGGAGUGUUACUCCCAACAUCCUGCCUCACUGGUCAUACUGAUUGGGACUUCUGGGAGUUACUAUUCAGCAAUUUCUAGCAGAUUUUCUCACCAUUGGUUUAAUAUAUAAUUGCCUGAGACACGUAUUUGGUGUCAAGAACAGAGAAAACUAUUAGUGUAUUUAUGUACACCAGGUUAUCAUAUGUAAUCCCAUAAUAGGGGGAUUUAUUUGCAAAUAAAAUACAAAAGACUGUACUUUAAUAGUUCUUCAAAUAUCAGAGUUUUAAAUUACAGUAAGUAUACAUUGUAAAACCAGUGUAUUAAAGCUAUUUUAGAUAACAAAUUUAGCACAUAGGAAGAACGGAAGAAGUGACUAUAUUCACAGCAGCACGUGUGAAAACACAUUUUUGGUUUUCCAUUUGGACAAUGGUGGGACUGUCAAUUGGGACAUUACAGGUAGUCCUAGACUUACAAUGGUUGCUUAGCGACUUCAAAGUUAUGAUGGUCCUCCCCAGGGUAUUCACAACUUGAUUCCGAAGUUCCGGUAAUGGCUGCCAUCCUCACCCCAUGGUCACAUAAUCCAGCAGCCAGUCCACAAUUACGGCCAUUUGCAGUAUCCAGCACUGCUGUUACUGUUUUACAAUGUUUUUACUGAAAACCAGCAUUUACUUCCAGUUUUUAGCAAAACUGGCCCAUUGCAAACCAUAGUUUAAUGACCACAGUGUUUGCUUAAUGACCACAGCUGCCACAUUAUGACUGCCAUAUUUGCAAAGUGACCACCACAAAAAAGAUAGUAAAAUUGGAUCAGUCAAGUGGGGAUCCAUUUUACAACCAUCAUGAGUUAAUGACUACAAUGGGCAGGCUCCAUUUUUGUUGUGAGUUAGGUAAUUACCCAAUACAGGUAAUUUACCUGUAUUAACAUCAAGAUCCAUCAAAUCAGGAUAUUUACAAGAGGUAACUGCUAUUAUUUUCCAGGGACAAACCUUAUUUACUAUAUCACUGGUAUAGCAGUAGAAGUCCUAAAGCCAUACAUGAAAGAGAUAAUGACUGAAAUGAUAACUCUUGAAUGGUAUUGCAUUCCUUUGGAGGGAAGAGUACAUGCAGCCUGUGAGCAGCAAUAGCACUUAGACUUAUAUACCGCUUUACAGUGCUUUUACAGCCCUCUCUAAACUAUUUACAGAGUCAGGAUAUUGCUCCCAACAAUCUGGGUCCUCAUUUUACUGACCUCGGAAGGAUGGAAGGCUGAGUCAACCUUGAGCCUGGUGAGAUUCAAACUGCCAAAUUGCAGGCAGCUGGCAGUCAGCAGAAGUAGCCUGCAGUACUGCACUCCACCGCCACCGCAGAUCCAUACAUUCUGAAGAUUACACUUAGUUCAUUUCCUAAAGUAUAUUCUAGAUUCUAUAUGUUAUACUAGCAACACUGGCAUUCAUUGAUUUGGGAAUUGUUCUAGAAGGGGAUCUGGCCAGCAGCUCUUUAUAGAGAAUUUUGCUUCCAUAUCACUCCUCAUCUUGUAAGAUCUGGAAAUCCUGCAUACAAAUAAGGGGAGAGAAUAAUUUGACCAUGAUUUUUCCUUACAAUAGUAAGCUUGCAUUCUCAGUUUGCUCCAUAUCACGCCGCACUGCUGCAGCCUACCUUUCCAUUCUCACCAUACUUUCUGAAAUUCAGGACUGGUCUGACUGUCCAGUAGCUCCCUGUCUGAGAAUAAAGAUUCUUCUUUUGCAUUGUACUUUCCCUCCCUUUCUCCCUCCCCUUUGGCUACAUAAAUUUCUAGGCAGCACAGUCUCCCACCUUCUCAUCUAGAGCUGCUUCCUACAGUUCAGACAACACAAUGAGUGAUGAAAAAAGGUCUCGGAGCUCUUCUAGGGAGAAGCAUGGGAGAAGCAGAGAGAAGUCAUCUCCAGGGAACAAAAAAGAGAAGAUGGCACACAGACAGAAAACCAGCAAAGAGAGGCAGCAAUCCAAUCAGAAGAAACUGAAAAAGGACACCAAAAGCACCCUUCAAGCAGGCAACCAAAUCCAUACUUCCACAGUGGUUGAUGUGGAUGAUGUGGUGUCAUUUAAUGAAGAAAUGGAGGUGAUGGCAUUGCUUGAAAGCGAGAAGCAGGAGGAAGGCUUAAAGUCUCCAGGUUUAGGCAUUUGUGAGUGGCUUCUUGUCAUCCUCUCACUCCUUCUCAUCAUAAUCACAUUUCCCAUUUCCAUCUGGUUCUGUAUGAAGAUUGUACGAGAAUAUGAGAGAGCUGUUUUAUUCCGAUUUGGUCAUAUUCUUCAUGGAAGGCCAAGAGGGCCUGGCUUGUUUUUUCUCCUUCCCUGUCUGGAUACUUACCACAAAAUAGACAUUCGUCUCAAAACUUUAGAGAUUCCUUUAUGUGAGGUGAUCACCAAUGAUAUGGCUGUUUUAGAAUUAAAUACUAUCUGCUACUAUCGAAUGGAGAAUGUUACUCUGCUGAUGACCACCCUCGCUAAUCGUUCUAAUGCAGUUCAGAUGCUGGUACAGACUAUCACAAAGCGCUUACUGGCACAUUGGACUUUCACUGACAUUCUGAUGGAGAGAAAGAACAUCAGCCAGGAGAUAAAGGUGGCCGUGGAUGCCAUCACCUGUCAGUGGGGGAUCAAAGUGGAGCUGACAGAAAUUAAAGACAUUCGGCUGCCAGUUGAGCUCCAGGUGUCACUAUCUGCACAAGCAGAAGCCCAGCGUCAUGCUAAAGUAAGGGUGAUCGCUGCUGAAGGUGAAAAAGCUGCUUCUGAAUCUCUGAAGAUAGCAGCUGAGACAUUGUCCCAUACUCCAGCUGCUAUCCAGCUCCGUUACCUUCAUACUCUGCAGAACUUGUCUUCUGAAAAACCUCCAACCCUUUUUCUGUCUUUACCCUUUGACCCCCUGAGCCUUUCAGUUGCAGUAAAUCAAACAUCCCCUGGCUACAACUCUUCAGGUUGUGAAAAUAAUCCAGAAACUUCCAAGGGCAAGGACUCCCCCAUGUUAUAGAAAUUGUAGAAUUCAAAAGAUCAUGAUUUCAAGCUGUAGUUGAUACAAUUCACCACAUAAUUGGCAACUAAAUCUUUUGCUUAAAAUUCAAAUAGUAAUAGAAAUCAAAUAAAAAGUUAACAAACUCAGAUCUCAGGAUACAAAUGACAAGAGUGUUGUAAAUCCUGACAUAUGAAUUUACCUCCGAGUCUCAUGUAUUUGACUAAAAUAUAUGCAUCAUUAAAAAAAAAUAGUUGUAUGUUUGUAAAAUCUAUUACAUUUAUUUAUUUUUAAAUUGUAUCAUUAUUACUAAGAACCAUUCUUAGCAAUCACAGACUUUUUCCAGGAUGAUCUAUUCUCAGCCUGGCCUACCAAGAUUCACAAUGGACAGUAUAUCCAUUCCUGUUGAAACUGAGCUCAUCCAUUCAUCUUAUUGUUGGUUCUUCUCUUCUCUUUUCUCACCUUUCCCAUAUUUAUAGAAUUCUUAAGGGCCAUAGGUCUUCACAUGUCAAAAUAAUGAUAAUGUAAAGCUGGUCAUUUGUCCCUCAAGCAAGAACCCUGAACUGACUGGUUCUUUAAUUCAUUUGGUCCUUCCUCCGUCUUCAAAACAAACUUAUUGGACACUCUUAGGAUAAAGAAAAGUGAGCUGCCAUAUCUCGACAUGGAACUGCACCCAGAACUUCUUCCUUCAAGAUGAUGCUAUAGACCACCAGGGGUAAAAUUCACUUACCUUUCCCUACCGGCUCGCAAAUGUGAGCACAUGCAUGCGCAAAAGGUAAAAAACAGGACAUGAUGAUAUUGGGCGGAUGGGCGGAGCCUCCCACCGCCAGUGCUUCCGGAUUGUGCAUCCGGAUAGAUCCGGCUGAAUUUCACCACUGCACUGCACACCAAAACAAACACAAGGACAGUUUUUUCCCCCAUGCCAUCACCCUGCUAAACAACUAAUUCCCACAACACUGUCAAAGUACCUAGUAUGGCUGUAUUAAUGUUAUCCUUCUCAUCUUUCCUAUUACCUAUUUCCUUAUUUUCUUAUGACUAUAACUUUGUUGCUUGUAUCUUACAAUUUAAAUUAAUUGUUUUAUUUAGUUUCCUAAUAUGAUUUCUGUUGAUUGCUUAUUUAGUAUCCUGGAACUAUCGCUAAAUGUUAUAUGGUGAAUGCAUUUUAUGAUGAUUAUCAUAAUGAUUUAUCACUUGUUGCUUGAAUGUACACUAAGAACUUAUGCACCGGAGACAAAUUCCUUGUGUGUCCAAUCAUACUUGGCCAAUAAAGAAUUCUAAUCUAUUCUAAAAACAACAA